AUGGUGGGCAUAGUCAAGCUCAUCGCCGGGUGUACAUUCGGAGCCACCUUAGUUGCUGGUCUAGGUGAAAAGAAAGUUAUCGUCUUUCCUUCUGACAUCGACUCAACGACUACCACCACCUCAUCCGACCAACAGGUAUUCUCCUCGACAAGUCAAAAGCACCAUGAUCAUUUCCUCAUAUCUUCUAGAUCAUCCGACUACUCCGCCCCCCUCUUAUUAUCAUCCAAAGAUGACAUAGCUAUUCACAUCGCGGCUCAAUCGUUCGCCCAUGAUGUCUACAGGGUAACGGGUGUACGACCUCAUAUAUAUAAUGAUUCUUUGCCCCAUCAUGUCGAACGUGCCAUCGUAGUGGGAACACCCCAGAAUGGUUUAAUCAAACAUAUAAGGGAUAAUGAAUAUUCGGAUGAACUGAUAGGUAAAUGGGAGAGUUACGAUAUUAGAGUGACGGAUGAACCGUUGCAUAAUGUUGAUCAGGGUUUGGUCGUCGUUGGAAGUGAUCGACGAGGAGCAAUUUACGCUCUUUAUACCCUCACUGAACAGAUGGGCGUAUCACCCUUCCAUUUCUGGUCAGAUGUUCCCGUUAGAUCUCAAGAAGCUAUUGCCUAUCUCUCUUCAGAGGUACUCGCCCACGGCGAACCUACUGUCAAGUACCGUGGGUUAUUCAUCAACGACGAACAUCCCGCAUUGUGGAGUUGGGCCGCACAGAGGUACAAAGUAAGAUGGGGUGAACCUGCCUUCUUACCGGAUAUGUAUGAGAUGUGGUUCGAUAUGAUGUUGAGAUUGAAGUCAAAUUAUUUCUGGCCUGCUAUGUACGCGUCGAUGUUUGAUAUUGAUGGUCUUAACGUAACCGAUGGAUUCCCCAAGGAACCUAUCGCUGGACCCAAUCAGGUCUUAGCGAAUAACAUGGGUAUAGUCAUGGGUACGAGUCAUCAUGAGCCCAUGGCUAGGAACAAACCCGAAUGGGACAGGGAAGGCAAAGGUGCAUGGGACUGGACAAAUAAGGAUUUCAUGGUUGAUUGGUGGACUUAUGGUGCGGAGAGAGCGAAAGAUAAGGAAACGCUGUUCACUCUUGGUAUGAGAGGUGAUGGUGAUAUGCCACUUACUGGUGCGAGCAAUGAACUUGUUGAGAACAUCACAUCGGUACAACAGGAUAUCCUAGCCAGGACCCACGGAAAGGAUAUCAAUGAUAUCCCUCAAAUGUGGUGUAUGUACAAGGAAGUAGCAGAGUACUAUCUCAAAGGUCUCAAAGUUCCAGAUAACGUCAUUACCUUAUUUGCCGAUGAUAAUUGGGGUAACAUCAUGACUGUUCAACCGCCUGGCAAAGAUCAUAAAGCUGGAUCGGGUAUCUACUACCAUGUCGACUACGUCGGUAUGCCAAGAGCUUACAAAUGGAUCAACACUAUCAAUUUGGUAAAGACCUGGGAACAAAUGACUAUCGCUGCUGCUUUCAACACCACAUCAAUCUGGAUCCUCAAUAUCGGUUCACUCAAACCGCUCGAACUUCCUGCUGAACACUUCCUUCAUCUCGCUUGGGAUCUCGAUGCCUGGCCAAUCAAUUCCGUUGAACGAUAUUUGGAACUAUGGGCUGAACGAGAAUUUGGUGGAGAUACUAGCAAGGAGGUAGCUGAUAUCAUGAUGAAAUACUCUAUGUACGCAUCCAGACGAAAAGCUGAAUUGGUUAACUCUACCACAUGGUCUUUGAAUAAUUACGAAGAGGCUGAGAGAGUACUCGACGAAUGGCAAUCUAUCACAGACAGAGCAGCCAAGAUCUACGAGGGUCUUCCCGAAGAUACCAAACCUGCCUUCUAUCAACAGGUCUACAUGCUUUGCUUGAUGCAGACCAACCUCAACAAGCUUUAUGUCUCUGCUGAGCGAUCCAACUUGUAUGCUCAACAGGGAAGAAACUCUGCCAACCUCUAUGCCAAACAAGCUAUCGAUGCCUUCUUCCACGAUGCAGAAUUGACUGAUACUUUCCAUCAGAUGUUGGAUGGUAAAUGGGAUCACAUGCUUGAUCAAGCGCACAUCGGAUGGAACUCUUGGCUUGAACCUAUCAAAGAUAUCAUGCCUCCUGUAUCAUUCAACAACCCUUCUGUUCCUGCUCGAGAAGGUAUCCCAAUCCCCGAGCUAGGUUACGGUGUAAUUACCAACAUUCGAGUCACCUACGAGAACUCUAAAGGAUCAUGGCCUGGAAAUACCGCUUUCAAUUGUCCGCAAGGUGAACAUUGCCAUACUCCCGAAUUACUCCCCAUGGACCCAUUCGGAGCCAAGUCAAGAUGGAUCGAUGUGGGAUCCGCAGGCCCCAAAUCGACAAGUUGGAAGGUUACAAGUGAAGAUUGGUUGAUUGUCGAACCUCGACAUGGAAAGACCAAGAAAGAUGGUUCGUUAGAUACUAGGAUUAGAGUAUCUGUAGAUUGGGAUAAAGCUCCUGAAAAUGGCUAUGCCACUUUCCACCUUGUCGCCAGUGACGCAUCGGAAGUCACUAUCUUGGUACCUAUCAACAAACGACCCGCCCCACCCAAGGAAUUCAAGGGCCAUGUAGAAGGUGAUGGAUAUGUUGCUAUUGAAGCUGGACAUGUCAGUUCUAAUUCAUCAAAGGACGAGUAUGCGUUCCAUGAGAUGAUCGGAUACGGUAGGACUCGAAGUGGAUUAGAGAUGUUCCCUAGGACUACUCAGAACUUUACCAUUGGCCAAGGACCUAAACUCACAUAUGAUAUUUGGACAUUUGACGAUUCCAAUGAAGAAGAUGUGGAGAUCAACGUCCAAAUUGGACCUGCACUCAACUUCCUCGGUGCAAACAAUACUUUGGCAUUUGGUCUUCAAGUCGACGAUCAACCUCCGAAGAUAUUCAACCCGAUCCCCACUCAACAGCUCGGAAUGGUGGCCGAUAAGCCUUGGAACAAACCAGUAGCCAUUGGAGCCGUUCCCAACGACUGGAUCGAGAUCGUGAAGAACGAGAUAAGAGACGUGAAGACGAUGGUGAAGUUGGGAGAAGCGGGGAAGCACACGAUCACGAUUUGGGGUAUGACGACUGGUUUGGCGUUUGAGAGGAUUUUGGUCGAUUUCGGAGGUAUCAAAGAGAGAGGAUAUAGUUAUCUGGGACCUCCUGAGAGUGUUAUUGUGUAG
Messenger RNA from Kwoniella botswanensis, 3123 nucleotides. RefSeq lists its product as uncharacterized. The coding region runs from base 1 to 3123 and encodes 1040 amino acids. Lineage: Eukaryota; Fungi; Basidiomycota; Tremellomycetes; Tremellales; Cryptococcaceae. The record is from RefSeq and is a predicted model, not a curated record. The transcript has 10 exons.